Molecule: messenger RNA, 1182 nt
Organism: Fonsecaea nubica
Lineage: Eukaryota; Fungi; Ascomycota; Eurotiomycetes; Chaetothyriales; Herpotrichiellaceae
Exons: 2
Coding region: 1-1182 (393 amino acids)
Source: RefSeq, a predicted model, not a curated record
AUGUCAAGGGGUGUGCCAAAGAAAGUCUUCGACGCGGUGGUCGUUGGCGCAGGAGGUGCAGGUGUCGCGACGGUUGGCGCGCUCCUCCACUUUCACCAAACCUUUAGGAUCGGAUGGGUAGAUCCAGACUUCUCGGGGGGACGAAUAUCAAAGAAAUAUAGGGAUGUAUCGAGCAACACCAAAACAUCUCUGUUCCGACAGUAUGCCGACGCUUUCGAGCCGUUCCGUCAGAUUGUGGCUUCGACACCAAAGCCACACGCUGUCACUGUCCUCGAAACCCUCGAUCAGAACCGAGGCUGCCGUCUCCAAUAUGCGGCAGACAUGUUAACAAUGUUGACCACCGGCCUGCGCAGACAUGCCAACGUUGAGACACACGUCGGAAACUUGUCUCGAGCGGACUUCCAAACCUCAUCAGCCUCUUGGUCAAUGGAUCUCGACCCAACGAACCAGGGGCCAACCCAAAAGAUCUUGUCCCGAAACGUCAUCAUGUGCACAGGCUCAUCGCCCACGACGAUACCGCUACCUUGUUCGUCGCCGACCAUACUUGACCUCGACGUCGUCCUGGACCGACAGGCUCUACGAGCCAGUCUGCCAACGACGGGUGCAAGACCGGUUGUUGGAGUGAUAGGCACAUCUCACAGCGCCAUCGUCGCCAUCAUGAACCUGUACGAAUUGGCAACAAGCACCCACCCGCAUCUUCACAUCAAGUGGUUCGUCCGCAGCCCCAUGACCUACGCCGUCGAGAUGGACGGUUGGAUCCUGCGCGACAACACCGGCCUCAAAGGCGCCUCGGCAGACUUUGCCCGCGCGCACUUGGAAGACGAUAAACUGCCAGGGUCGCCGGUGCGCAAGUUCCUCACCAAGGUCGACUGCCCAGACGUCCGCGACGCAUCAAUGACCCCUCACUUGGACUCGUGCACGCAUGUCGUCGAGGCCAUCGGUUACACGAGAGACCCGCUGCCCCGGCUCUCCGUCGACGGCACGGCCCUCGAGGGUAUCAUCAGCUACGACCCGACCAACGGCGCGCUUUUGGACGGCAACGGCCACGCCGUCCCGCACGCGUGGGGGGCCGGCAUUGCCUUCCCAGAGCGAGUGACCGAUCCGGCAGGGAACACCGAAAGCGCCGUCGGGCUCUGGAAAUUCAUCAAGUAUCUGAACCGGGUUGUCCCGACGUGGUGUUAG